Maniola jurtina (meadow brown) is the source of this 901-nucleotide messenger RNA. RefSeq names its product DNA-directed RNA polymerase III subunit RPC10 (gene Polr3K). Gene Ontology annotation, cellular component: RNA polymerase III complex. The transcript is spliced from 2 exons. Gene Ontology annotation, molecular function: nucleic acid binding; DNA-directed RNA polymerase activity; zinc ion binding. NCBI's taxonomy places the organism in Eukaryota, Metazoa, Arthropoda, Insecta, Lepidoptera, Nymphalidae. The record is from RefSeq and is a predicted model, not a curated record. Bases 159 to 485 code for a protein of 108 amino acids. Gene Ontology annotation, biological process: termination of RNA polymerase III transcription; DNA-templated transcription.
CCAGACUAAAAAAAAAUAUUAGUGUGGAUUAGUAAUUCAAAAUAAAAUUCUCAGAGCGCGGAAUUUGUGCAAAAAUAAUAUCAAUUUUCUAUUUAUAAUUUAGUUAACUAAUUAAAUCCAUUAUCAGUAAGAAUGAAUUGAGCCUCGUGUGAUGAACGAUGUUAUUUUGCCCAACUUGCGCUAACAUCCUUAUGGUGGAAGAAGGACCCGAGGCAGGGCUCCGGUACGCGUGUAACACGUGCCCCUAUGUGUAUAAUAUCAAGAAGAAAGUGUCAUCCCGCACUUUCCCUAAACUAAAGGAACUAGAUUAUAUUAUGGGUGGUGCAGCUGCAUGGGAGAACGUAGAUUCAACUGAUGCAGUUUGUCCCAAGUGUAGCCACGGUCGAGCUUUCUUCAUGCAGCUUCAAACUCGCUCAGCUGAUGAACCAAUGACUACAUUUUACCGAUGCUGCAACCACAAGUGUGCACAUAACUGGAGGGAUUAAGCUUGUUGAUAAUCCUUUAAAGUAACAUAAGGGCUGUUAAGUAAUUUAGAAGUUCUUUAAACAUGCAAUUUCUUAAUUCAGAAGUUCUUUAAACAAGCCAUUUCUUGAUUCAGAAGUUCUUAAACAGGCAAUUUCUUCAUUCAGAGGUUCAUUAAACAGAAUUUCUGUAUUAGCUCAUAAUAUCAGCCUCAUAAUGUUUGUACGGAAAUAGAGCUUGUCUAAUUGAAUGAAGAAUGAACUGUAUCUAUUUUCUGCAUAUAGACAUUCUGCAAUAAACCAUAAAGUUUUAUUCUUUUGAUAUCAGUUUGAGUUAAGUUUGACUAUGAACAUUAUACGAAAGUUAAACUUUUACAAUAGUUAUCUAGUGAGAAAGAAAAGUGUAUCCCCAAAGAUGAAGAUUGACAAAAUGGCUACUA